Molecule: messenger RNA, 836 nt
Organism: Raphanus sativus (radish)
Lineage: Eukaryota; Viridiplantae; Streptophyta; Magnoliopsida; Brassicales; Brassicaceae
Exons: 2
Coding region: 366-749 (127 amino acids)
Source: RefSeq, a predicted model, not a curated record
GGGUGUGCAUUGGAGUAAGAACGAAGUGAGAGCAACUUCUUCCACCAACUCCACCAACCGCAAGAGCGACCGUAAGGGGAAGGGCAUGUACAUCCAUAACUUGGGUGCUCAAUCUUUAGUCAGUCUGGGGGAUAGCUUGGUAAGCUUGUCGGUUUUUAUUAUAUUAUUUAAGAUUCUAAUAUUUUUUUUGUGCAUUUGUUUUAAUUACUAAUGUUUGUUUAAUUUAUGUUUUUUUCAAGGCAGAAGAAAAUGAGGGGGAGCCGGUUGAUCAUCUCACCCUAAUAAAGACGGCGUAUACCAACAAGAAGACCGGCGAGAUUGAUGAUGGUGUUGUGAGGGAUGUGGUCACCCUCAUCGACAGUCAGAUGGAACAGGAAGUGUCUCAGCUUCAAACCGAGGAUGACGAUUCGACGGGAUCGACCGGCUUGCCUCGGGUUCGGAUCAACCAAAUCGUUGAAGCGUCGGUUCCAAAGAAGAAGGGCCGUUUGUUCGGUUUGGCUCGUCGGUCCAACUCGGUUCCGUCUGCUUCUGCACCACCGUCCUUUGUUGAUCAAGAAGUCCUUCUGAAUCAGAUGAGGGACAAGGAUGCUCGCAUAUCUGCGUUGGAGUCCAUGGUGGCGAGUCAAGAGGCGGGCUGGGAGGCACAGAGGAAGCUGAACGAGCAAAUGAUGGCGAUGAUGAGGAGCAUGAACCCGAACGCCAACGUGGACCUCCCGACCAUGCCAGACCCGAACUUCCAAAACCCGUAGUUUAAUUUCUUUCAAAAACUCGAAAUGUUUUAUUUUGAUUUGUAUGACUUUGAAUUUAUAUAAUAUGUUUUCAAUUUAAAUUUAAAU